AUGCCCAGCUCAUGCAAUGAUAUCCGGCGGGCCCUGGCUCAAUGCCUCCAGGAGUCUGACUGCAUCAUGGUCCAGCGUCAUACUCCCCGUGAAUGUCUCAGCUCUCCUCUCGCCGAGGAGUUACCCGUGAAAUGUCAGCAGUUGCGGAAAGGAUUCAGCGAGUGCAAGCGCGGUCUGAUCGAUAUGCGCAAGCGCUUCCGCGGCAACCAGCCUAUCUCGGUAUCCAAGGAAAUGGACGGCGGGCAAUCUACCUCUGGGGGACAGCUAUAUGCCGGAGCGCCCGCGUACCAAACGGUCAAGGAACUCAGCGGAGACGAAGUGCAGAUGGAUCCAGAGAAGACAAGGGGCCUGUAA
Penicillium roqueforti is the source of this 354-nucleotide messenger RNA. Its product is annotated as PET191 family protein. Lineage: Eukaryota; Fungi; Ascomycota; Eurotiomycetes; Eurotiales; Aspergillaceae. Gene Ontology annotation, cellular component: mitochondrion. Gene Ontology annotation, biological process: mitochondrial respiratory chain complex IV assembly. The coding region runs from base 1 to 354 and encodes 117 amino acids. The transcript has 3 exons. The record is from RefSeq and is a predicted model, not a curated record.